Poecilia latipinna (sailfin molly) is the source of this 1630-nucleotide messenger RNA. RefSeq names its product nudE neurodevelopment protein 1-like 1b (gene ndel1b). Gene Ontology annotation, molecular function: microtubule binding. The coding region runs from base 149 to 1162 and encodes 337 amino acids. Lineage: Eukaryota; Metazoa; Chordata; Actinopteri; Cyprinodontiformes; Poeciliidae. The record is from RefSeq and is a predicted model, not a curated record. Gene Ontology annotation, biological process: chromosome segregation; vesicle transport along microtubule; microtubule nucleation. The transcript is spliced from 9 exons. Gene Ontology annotation, cellular component: kinetochore; centrosome; kinesin complex.
AAAAUGUGUUAUUCAGGUGGCAAAUUUAAAAACUGGAUUUCAUUGGUUGCUCUGACUUGAGAUAAGAAGGGAAUGCGUCGUACUUGUUUCGACAUGCCAAAGAACACAAAAGAUUAAAUAUUUACUGCCAGACGAGGGUUGCCCUGACAUGGACACAGAGAUGAUUCCUAAAUUUUCAUCAAAGGAUGAGGAGGUUGAUUAUUGGAAAACUCAAGCCCUGAAAUAUAAGAAAAGUUGCCAAGAUGCUCAAGAGGAGCUGCAGGAGUUCCAGGAGGGGAGCCGGGAACUGGAGGCCGAACUGGAGGCUCAGCUCAGUCAGACUGAACACCGCCUUCGAGAUCUACAAGCUGAAAACGAGAGACUGAAGAACGAGUCGUCCAACCUAAAGGAAAAACUAGAGAUGCAGUAUGCUCAGAGUUACAAACAGAUUUCCAUGCUGGAGGACGACCUGAGCCAGACCCGGAGCAUAAAGGAGCAGCUACACAAAUACGUACGAGAACUGGAACAAGCCAAUGACGACUUGGAGAGAGCCAAAAGGGCAACCAUAGUGUCUCUGGAGGACUUUGAGAGCCGUUUGAACCAGGCCAUCGAAAGAAAUGCUUUCCUUGAGAGCGAGCUGGACGAGAAGGAGUCGCUCCUUGUGUCAGUGCAGCGGCUGAAAGACGAAGCCAGAGAUCUGCGACAGGAGCUGGCAGUACGAGAGCGGAGCACUGACAGGAUGUCGGCACCGAGCUCGCCAACGUCAGAUAUAGACAAGACUGAUUCUGCAGUCCAGGCCUCUUUAUCCCUCCCUGCAACGCCUGUAGGGAAGAGUAUAGAGCAUGCAUUCAUCAGCCAAAAGGGACUGACCAAUGGUUGCAGCGGCUCAGCUCUAACACCUUCUGCCAGGAUCUCAGCUCUUAAUAUAGUUGGAGACCUUCUGAGAAAAGUUGGGGCUUUGGAGACCAAACUUGCAGCUUGUAGGAACAUUGCCAAAGAUCAGGCAGCGCGAAAAAAAUACUCCACAGACGUCGGCACAAUCCUCAACAGCAGCCCUACAAAGUUCCCACACCCUCUGCACACGGCCUACUUUGAAACAAGCACUGUUAAUGGACUGGACCCGAGCUCCAUGGCAACCAACAGAGCCAUCCCUCCUCCAGGCAUGCUGCCUUUAAGUGUGUGAGGACCCAAUAUGCCACUCAAACCUCCGCUCAAAGCCCAUCCAACACAACAUGGCUACAAAUAGGACUCAUGAGCGGCUGUAUGUGCGCGCGUGUGUGUGUGCGCGUGUGUGUGUGUGAUUGAGUGAAAGAGCAUUGGCUGGGUGAGGGAAUGCAUGACUGAAUUUGACAGAUGCACGAGAGAAGUUAAAUAAACUUGCCUCCAGGUUGCAGCUCGGAGUGCAGCUGGGUAGCCAUGCUCCUACCUGAUCCCUGCAUGUGCCUACAGCAGAGCUCUUCAGUGCUUGUUUGCUCCAUUGAUGUCACUGUUCGCACUGCAGCACUAACUCAACGGCUCUAACGAACUUCUUCUUGACAAAGAGGCCCUCAACCGACCACAGCUUCUUUUUGAUUUUUUUUCUUCAUGUAUUUUCUCCUGAAUUGCACAGUUGAACUAAUUUAUAUUUUGAAUGUUUAAUAUUUAAAAAAAA